GUGCGAAAAGUGCGGACACACUGAAGACUGUUAGUUAUUGUUUCCAUUACUUAUCCUCAAAAAACGUGUAAAUAAAAGGUUUUAAAAGGAAGAACAGUACAAAAUGCCCACGGAAAUCGAGAACAUUAACCCCAAUGUCUACGAGAGAAUAAAGGAUAGGGCAUUGACCGCCAACGAAGAAGACGAAAACGUGCCCGAUCCCUUUGACAAACGAGAGAUUUUUGAUCUCAUCAGGAACAUUAAUGACCCGGAGCACCCCUUGACCUUGGAGGAGCUGCAUGUGGUGCAGGAGGAUCUCAUUCAGAUUAACGAUGGCCAGAAUUCCGUGCACAUCAGCUUCACACCGACGAUUCCCCACUGCUCGAUGGCCACUUUGAUUGGGCUUUCCAUCCGGGUGAAGUUGCUCCGCUCGCUGCCACCCCGUUUCAAGGUCACCGUGGAAAUAACGCCCGGCACGCACGCCUCCGAGCAGGCGGUGAAUAAGCAACUGGCGGACAAGGAACGAGUGGCUGCUGCCCUGGAGAACAAUCACCUCGCCGAGGUGAUCAACCAGUGCAUCUCCGCCAAGGGUUAACUAUUUGAUUUAUCCUCGUUUUGGAUAUAUACACAUAUGCUGUUGGUUUAGUAAUAAUAAUAUUGGUCUAAAGAAA
Drosophila santomea is the source of this 650-nucleotide messenger RNA. It is a transcript of the gene galla-2, whose product is annotated as MIP18 family protein galla-2. Gene Ontology annotation, biological process: iron-sulfur cluster assembly. The coding region runs from base 104 to 574 and encodes 156 amino acids. Lineage: Eukaryota; Metazoa; Arthropoda; Insecta; Diptera; Drosophilidae. The transcript has 2 exons. The record is from RefSeq and is a predicted model, not a curated record. Gene Ontology annotation, cellular component: cytosolic [4Fe-4S] assembly targeting complex.